CGGGAGCCGCGCACAGAUCCCACGUGUGACGCUAACGCUCCCGGUUCGGCAAUAUUCGUUGAGCUGGGGCUGCAGUGCCCGUGUGUGUGUGUAUGCGUGUGUUUGGAGUUGGUUGGGCUUUGAGCUAUGGAAGCAGACGCGAGUCAAGUCACCUCUGGAAGUUCGAAUGAUUCGCAACACGACCCGGGUAAAAUGUUUAUCGGUGGCCUCAGCUGGCAAACCUCACCAGACAGCCUUAGAGACUAUUUCAGUAAAUUCGGGGAGAUCAGAGAAUGUAUGGUGAUGCGCGACCCCACAACUAAACGCUCCAGAGGGUUUGGCUUCAUCACGUUUGCAGAUGUUUCCAGUGUAGAUAAAGUCUUAGCGCAACCACACCACGAAUUAGACUCCAAGACGAUUGAUCCUAAGGUCGCCUUUCCUCGACGUGCUCAACCCAAGAUGGUCACAAGAACAAAGAAAAUUUUUGUGGGUGGAUUAUCAGCAAGCACAGUCGUUGAAGAUGUGAAACAGUAUUUUGAACAGUUCGGAAAGGUAGAGGAUGCCAUGCUAAUGUUUGACAAAACUACGAACAGACAUAGAGGCUUCGGCUUCGUAACGUUCGAGAAUGAAGACAUUGUAGAGAAAGUCUGUGAAAUUCAUUUUCACGAAAUCAAUAAUAAAAUGGUAGAAUGUAAGAAGGCCCAACCAAAGGAGGUGAUGUUUCCUCCAGGCACGAGGGGGAGGGCGAGAAGUCUUCCGCACACCAUGGAUGCCUUCAUGCUGGGCAUGGGCAUGUUGAGUUAUCCAAACAUUGUGGCAACAUACGGUCGUGGAUACACAGGAUUUUCUCCUAGCUACAGUUAUCAGUUCCCAGGUUUCCCAGCGACGGCAUACGGACCUGUGGCGGCAGCAGCAGUGGCAGCGGCAGCUCGAGGCUCAGGGUUCCCCGAUUAUGGCUUUUAUUCUGGGCCCGGUGACCAGCGGGGUGUCCCCUGCUCCUUUGCCGACUAUGCCACCCUGGGGCCCCAUGCGGGUCAGAUGCUGCAAAGUGAGCACGUCACCUCUACCUGCAACUCACCCUCCCAGCACCACCCAAGCCCGGAUCACUAUAAGAGCUCAGGUGCUAACCCUCCACGGCCUGGAGGUUUCCCUGGUUCAAACAGUCCUGGACCCGUGGCAGACUUGUAUGGCCCCAGCAGUCAGGAUUCAGCAGUGGGAAAUUACAUCAGUGCUGCCAGCCCUCAGCCGGGUUCUGGGUUCAAUCACAGUAUCGCAGGUCCUUUGAUCGCCACAGCAUUUACAAAUGGAUACCACUGAAAGCUAACGGGACAUGCAGCACCAUCUCAUUGGAGAGUUCAUCGGGAGGCCCUGAAAAAAUAGGCGGAGUCUCUGAUUGGUUCGUGUACAGUUGAUGUCAUAAAGACUUCAAGCACUACAGGUUCUGAUUGGUGAAUGGACAAGAAAAAUAAGAUCAUCUCAGAAAACUGCUGUAACUGUUAUUCAACCCUCAUGUCACUGCAGGGCUUCUUCCCAUUUUUAUUUUCCAAAUGCUUUUUUUCUUUCUUAAUGCCUUUUAAAUGACACCGGCUUUUAGAAAAACACACUUAGAUGAGUGAAUUUUUCAGUUGCAAUUGUCAGUUUUGCGUUUUUUUCCCCUCAAUUUUAGUGCCAUGUAAUUUUUUUCUUUUUGCGCAUAUGGACAGACACAGUGCUGAAAGACAGCAUUUCAUUCAUCUGUUGGGGAAAAAAGAAAAGAAAAUAAUCUUAGUAGUUUUUAAUUGUGACGUCUCAUUGUUGAUCAUAAUGACUUAUUUUUGGGCAAUACAGAGGGAGAGGACUCCAAUAUUUUUAUGGUCCUUUUUAUAUAUAUAUAUAUAUCAAUAUAUAAAUCUGUGUAUUGUUGUUGUCCUUUAGAGAGAGGAAAAAAUGUGUGUUGUAACCCCCCACCCCCAUUAAAACAUGGUGAUUUCAAAUAAGAGAAAGAAAUGUAAAUAUACAUCACUACAUAUAAUCAGUUCAGGCAUAUUUUUCUGAUGCUGUUUCAAUUAAAAAAAAAAGGGUGAAAUUAAAGUAAUUGACCGUAUGAUGGUGAAAAAAAAAAAUACGUUGAUUUCGUAAAUUAUUGUAUACACUUGAGCUGAAUCAUUUUACAGGUGUGUUACCAGCAUACUCAUGCACUUGAAACUUCCCUCGUUCACCGUGGAGUUUCCAAAACACCACUCCCGUCCAAAGCACACUGUGUGUAGUGAUCAACGAAAGGACUUUUUCUUCUGUUCUUCACAUUCUGACACUUUUAUACUCCUGAGAAAAAAAAAGAAACUUACUAUGUUACCUGUUGUUGUUAAUGUUGUCUAAUAGAGGACGUUCCUCUUGAUUUUGGAACCUGUCGUGGACUGUACUUGAACGAAACGGUUUAUUUCUCUUUUGGCUGAAGAAAGUGAACAUUUUUAAUUAAUCAUACCUCAGUCCUGUGAGAUUUAAUUUAUUCAGAGCAGAUCAAGUGUACGGAGGAAGCUUUGCACUGUGUACAAAAAGAACGACGGUUUUCUCUUUGCACAUGCUAGCUGUCACGAGUGACCUUACAGAGAUUUGAUGUAUGAAAAAUUGUUCAGUGAAUGUUGCUUUUAUUUUUCUGCCCCUGGCGUCCUGAACGCAGGUCGAGAAGAAGCCAAACAAAAAGCAAUCUAUUACUGGUGCGCUCAAGAUUUCAUUUCAAGGACAUAGCGAACCUUUUAUCUGAAAUAUUGACGUAUUUUAAUAUACAGCCAGUUGAAGACACUGAAAAAACAAAUUGUUGACCUGAAACCCGGAGCUGCUGAUUUCUUUCAAGCUGAAAAGCUGUUUUAGGUCAAACGCGCAUAUAUAAAUAUAUAUAUAUAUAUAAAAUGCAGAUUUUUAAUGUUAAAUGAUCUGAUAUGUAUAUUCUGAUGUAAAUGUGUCUUUUUUUCCUGCUAAAGAUGUAAACUGUUUUGUUUGAUGACUUGUUUUACUUGGUGUAGUCUGGUGGCCGGAGGCAAACGUUGGAGCCUCCAAAAGAUUUACAGAUCCAGUCACGUAAUAAUAUUUAAACAACUGAAAGAAACCGAGUGAGGAAAGAAAACUAUUGUAAUGUUCAACUGUCAAAGAAAAAUGUAAAAAUGAAACAUUAAAAAUGAAACCAAGAUGUUUGUUCACUGA
Molecule: messenger RNA, 3156 nt
Organism: Carassius gibelio (silver crucian carp)
Lineage: Eukaryota; Metazoa; Chordata; Actinopteri; Cypriniformes; Cyprinidae
Gene: msi2a
Product: musashi RNA-binding protein 2a
Exons: 15
Coding region: 127-1296 (389 amino acids)
Cellular component (GO): cytoplasm
Molecular function (GO): RNA binding
Source: RefSeq, a predicted model, not a curated record